This is a messenger RNA of Zea mays, 1354 nucleotides long. RefSeq lists its product as uncharacterized. Gene Ontology annotation, cellular component: cytosol; nucleus. Gene Ontology annotation, biological process: proteasome assembly. The record is from RefSeq and is a predicted model, not a curated record. NCBI's taxonomy places the organism in Eukaryota, Viridiplantae, Streptophyta, Magnoliopsida, Poales, Poaceae. Bases 133 to 978 code for a protein of 281 amino acids. The transcript is spliced from 8 exons.
GAAAGAGCGAAAGGAUUCUAUACUAUUGCUUGAGUGUCGCCUUGUUCAACUUCUCGACCAAGGCAGAGAGAGCUUUCAUCCGGCAGCCGCUGAGCCUGAGAUCCCUGCACCGCCUCCCGCCCGCCCGCCGGAAUGGAGUUCGCCUUAGUCGAGAGUGAAUCGUUCUCUCCUUCCUGCCCCACGCUUAUCAUGCCAGCGCUGUCGAUUGGCAACGUGGGGCAGCUCGCCGUCGACCUUCUCAUAUCCUCGUCGAGGGCGAGGCGGGUGGCCUACCUCGACGAGCCCUCCGUGCUGCCCUGCGCCGGUAACGACGCCUUCGGCCCUGACGCCGUCGGCGACCUCGCACUCGCUCUCGAAGCUUAUGAAUCUACAUCUCAUAAGCUGGGUUUCAUUCAGCAAAGGUCUCCAGUUACUACAGGAAUGAUGGUUUCAUUUGCAAAAAAUGUUGCUGAUUUCAUAAAUAGCAUCGGGAAGAACCAUAUUGUCAUUAUAUCAAGUUUAGAUUCUGGAAAGAGGAGAGUGAUUGAUGCAUCCAGUGACAUGCAGGUGUAUUACCUUUCAAGUUGCAAUGAAGAUGGUUCUGAUCCAGAAUAUGAGAAAUUGGGGUGGAAAAAGCUUGAGGAUUAUGAUCCAUCUCAGAAACGGUGGAAUUGUCUUGCUAGCCUAGUUGAGGGUGGUGGUCUUUCAGAAGAUCUGGAUGAUGAUACUGAUGAGAUGACAAUAAAUGAUUACUAUGCAAGCCUGCCAUUUGCAGCACUAUUCUCUGCCUGCAAGGCUAAAGGCUUGAAAGUUUCUUGUGUACUGUGCUACUGCUCGGAAGGCGACAACAUGCCAGAAUCUUUCCAGUUAGCUGAAGCAAUAUGCAAACUUCUAGGUCAUGGCCCUGAGAAAUUCCAUGGAAAUGGGUCAAAUGGAUGGAUCGUUCCCUUGUCAUGGAAAUCAGUAUAUGGACCACCACCUGAUAUGUCUAUCUUUUAGUGUUGAAUUAUGAUCAGUUUUAUAGGUGAAGUUGCCAUCACGGAAAAUGCUGAGUAGAAUCGAGGAUGUUGAACUCUUAAUUUAGACAGUGUACCAGAAGUAUCCAGGAGGGUGAGUUGCAGACGUUUGUAGUCAGUUGGUAAAGGAUUACUAAACACUCAAGGAUGGAACUUCUGCAGGCACCAUGAUACUUAACCCUUAAAUGCAUGAAUCAGAAUAUUUUUGUAACUGGUACUGUGGCUACUAAGAGUCAGAUCUUUGUCAACUCAGGUCUGCUAGGUGCUUACGCAUGUUGCUUACCAUCAUACCAUGUGCCGUUUCCAUUCUAACCAUGGAAUUCCAAGCUUCUCGUCUGCCGUUUUGGCAGUUUUGCCCA